Zingiber officinale is the source of this 847-nucleotide messenger RNA. Its product is annotated as HMG-Y-related protein A-like. Gene Ontology annotation, biological process: negative regulation of DNA recombination; regulation of DNA-templated transcription; nucleosome assembly. Gene Ontology annotation, molecular function: double-stranded DNA binding; nucleosomal DNA binding. NCBI's taxonomy places the organism in Eukaryota, Viridiplantae, Streptophyta, Magnoliopsida, Zingiberales, Zingiberaceae. The transcript is spliced from 2 exons. The record is from RefSeq and is a predicted model, not a curated record. Bases 112 to 636 code for a protein of 174 amino acids. Gene Ontology annotation, cellular component: nucleus; nucleolus; chromatin.
AUUUUUUAUUUUAUUUUUUGUUCUUUACCAAUUCAAUCUCGAUUGCUUUUUUAUUGCCCUUCCGGAUCCGUCUCUCCUCCUCCUCCUCCUCCUCUCAAUUGAAUCGGCGCCAUGGCUACUGCUGCAGCUGAAGAAGGUAACGGGGCAUACCCGGAGAUGAUCAUGGAAGCGAUCGCAGAGCUGGGCGAAGGGGGCGGCGCCGACAAGGCGGCCAUUUCGAACUACAUCGAGUCCAAGCAAAAGGACCUGCCGCCGGACCACUCGUCGCUUCUCGCGACGCACCUCGACCGCAUGAAGGAGAACGGGGAGCUCCUGCUCGUCGACGGAAACUACACGAAGCCGGCUUCCAGCACGCUCGCGAAGCGAGGCCGCGGCCGGCCGCCCAAGCCCAAGCCGGAGCUCGCCGCCGGCGCAGAGGUGCCCUCGCCCCGUCCUCGUGGACGGCCGCCGAAGCCGAAGGAUCCGCUGGCCGACGCCGUCGCCAAGGUGGCUUCCGGGUUUCCCCGCCCGCGUGGCCGGCCUCCGAAGGCCGACCGUGCCGCGGAUUCGGGGACGAGCGCCGCUGUGGUCGGCGUCAAGCGGGGGCGCGGGCGGCCUCCGAAGGUGAAGCCCGCGCUCGUGGCCGAAGCGGUCUGAGUGGAGCAGGAGCGAACCGGGACACUUCGACAGGAUUUGAAGUCAACCGCUCGUAGACUGCUUGCUUGUGUUAGUUGUACUUUCAGUCGUCGUCUGAUGUAGCCAUAAGGUUUGUUUAAGUUUGAAAUCUCUGCGUGUAGAGGGUUUGGUUGAUUGUGAUAUUUUGAUAACGACCCACUAAAAGCUAAUUACUGCUCUCCAAUUAUGAUUA